Molecule: messenger RNA, 5589 nt
Organism: Microsporum canis CBS 113480
Lineage: Eukaryota; Fungi; Ascomycota; Eurotiomycetes; Onygenales; Arthrodermataceae
Product: fatty acid synthase subunit alpha reductase
Exons: 3
Coding region: 1-5589 (1862 amino acids)
Biological process (GO): long-chain fatty acid biosynthetic process
Cellular component (GO): fatty acid synthase complex
Molecular function (GO): holo-[acyl-carrier-protein] synthase activity; 3-oxoacyl-[acyl-carrier-protein] reductase (NADPH) activity; magnesium ion binding
Source: RefSeq, a predicted model, not a curated record
AUGAAGCCGGAAGUCGAGCAGGAGCUCGCUCACACCCUGCUCGUGGAGCUCCUCGCCUACCAGUUUGCAUCCCCAGUGCGAUGGAUCGAGACGCAGGAUGUCAUUCUAGCCGAGAAGAGGACGGAGCGUAUCGUCGAGAUUGGCCCUGCAGACACUUUAGGUGGAAUGGCUCGGAGGACUCUCGCGUCUAAAUACGAAGCCUACGACGCCGCCACUUCCGUCCAGCGUCAGAUCCUCUGCUACAACAAGGACGCAAAGGAGAUAUACUACGACGUCGAUCCGGUCGAAGAUGAACCUGCUCCCGGCCCAGAGUCCACUGACGCCGGUGCUACGGGUAUGGCCGCCGCUCCUAGUCCCGCCGCGCCUGCUCCCGUUGCCGCGCCGGUUCCAUCGGCCGGGCCGGCUGCAGCUGUGGAGGAUGCUCCGGUGACCGCAAUGGAGAUUGUGAGAUCACUUAUUGCCCAGAAGUUGAAGAAGGGACUGGCCGAUAUACCUCCGACCAAGGCUAUUAAAGAUCUAGUAGGAGGAAAAUCGACAUUACAGAAUGAAAUCCUAGGUGAUCUUGGAAAAGAGUUCGGCUCCACUCCUGAACGGCCAGAAGACACCCCCUUAGAUGAACUCUCUGCCUCUCUACAAGCCACAUUUAAUGGUCAGCUUGGGAAACAAUCCUCGUCCCUUAUUGCUCGGCUCGUUUCCUCCAAAAUGCCAGGAGGUUUCAAUAUCACCGCAGUCCGGAAGUAUUUGGAAUCCCGUUGGGGACUAGGCCCCGGCCGACAAGACGCCGUUCUUCUUCUUGCCCUUACUAUGGAGCCUCCAUCCCGUAUCGGCUCCGAAACAGACGCGAAAGCCUACUUUGAUGAUAUCACGAACAAGUAUGCUGCUAAUGCGGGAAUAACGCUCUCCACAGCCAAGGCAGGAGGUGACAACGGCGGGGGCUCUGGAGGCAUGAUGAUGGACCCAGCUGCCAUCGAUGCCCUCACCAAAGACCAGAGGGCAUUGUUUAAACAACAGUUAGAAUCCAUCGCAAGAUAUCUUAAGAUGGACCUCCGCGCUGGAGACAAGGCGUUCGUUGCAUCGCAGGAAUCUCAAGCUGCUCUUCAGGCCCAGCUUGACUUAUGGCAGCUAGAACAUGGCGAGGUAUAUGCCUCUGGUAUCGAACCCGCCUUCGACCCACUUAAAGCUAGAGUAUAUGACUCGUCCUGGAACUGGGCUCGGCAAGACGCGCUCAGCAUGUACUACGACAUCAUCUUCGGUCGGCUUCGCGUCGUUGACCGUGAAAUUGUCAGCCAGUGUAUCCAUAUCAUGAAUCGAUCAAACCCGCUACUACUCGACUUCAUGCAGUAUCAUAUUGACAACUGUCCCACAGAACGUGGGGAGACGUACAAGCUCGCCAAGGAGCUAGGGUGCAUGCUCAUCGAGAACUGUAAGGAGGUCCUCAAUGCCGACCCGGUGUACAAGGAUGUUGCUGUCCCAACAGGGCCUCAGACAACUGUCGACGCUCGAGGAAAUAUCAAAUACCAAGAAGCUACGCGUCCCAGCGCACGAAAGCUCGAAGAUUAUGUGCGUGCCAUGGCUCAGGGAGGCCCCAUUUCCCAGUAUAGUGGACGCACUAAAGUGCAGAACGACCUCAAAAACAUUUACAAGAUGAUCCAAAAGCAACAUAAGCUUUCCAAGGCGUCUCAGCUGCAAUUUAAUUCCCUUUAUAAAGAAGUUCUACGUACCUUAGCCAUGAACGAGCGCCAGAUUAUGCCGCAACAGAAUGGUCACGCCAGAAAGGGAACUCCGCCAAAUGGCACCCGCACGCCUUCAGCCACCGGCAAGGUCGAGACGAUCCCCUUUUUGCACCUCAAAAGAAAGACUACCCACGGCUGGGAAUACAGCAAGAAAUUGACUGGUAUAUAUCUUGAUGGACUGGAGUCCGCUGCCCGUUCCGGCCUCACCUUCAGCGGCAAGAACGUAUUGAUGACUGGUGCCGGUGCUGGCUCCAUUGGUGCGGCUGUUCUGCAAGGCAUGAUUAGCGGUGGAGCGAAGGUCGUCGUUACAACAAGCCGCUUCUCAAGAGAGGUUACUGAGUACUACCAAACGAUGUACACUCGCUAUGGUGCUCGAGGUUCUCAGCUUGUUGUAGUCCCAUUCAACCAGGGAAGCAAACAGGAUGUUGAAGCUCUCGUCCAGUAUAUCUAUGAUUCUAAGAGUGGCCUUGGGUGGGAUUUGGACUAUAUUGUUCCAUUUGCAGCCAUAUCCGAAAAUGGUCGUGAAAUUGAUACAAUUGAUUCUAAAUCUGAGCUUGCUCAUCGUCUUAUGCUGACAAAUAUUCUCCGUAUGCUUGGUGCUGUUAAAUUUCAGAAACACGAGCGUGGCUUUGCAACUCGCCCAGCUCAGGUCGUUCUUCCCAUGUCUCCCAAUCAUGGCACCUUUGGAAAUGAUGGUUUAUAUUCGGAAUCCAAGCUCGGUCUGGAGACCUUGUUUAAUAGAUGGUAUUCUGAAAACUGGUCUGAUUACCUCACUAUCUGUGGAGCCGUCAUUGGCUGGACUCGCUCGACCGGUCUGAUGAAUGCCAACGACACCAUUGCUGAAGGUGUUGAGAAACUCGGAGUCCGCACAUUUUCUCAACAGGAGAUGGCCUUCAAUUUGCUCGGGCUUAUGGCUCCAGCUAUUGUUGAUCUUUGCCAGAACAAUCCUGUCUUCGCUGACCUGAACGGCGGUCUACAAUUCAUUCCCGAUCUCAACAGCCUAAUGAAGAAACUUCGCAGUGAGAUCGUUGAGACUAGCACGGUUAGACAGGCAGUGAUGAAAGAAACUGCCCUUGAGAACAAGAUUGUGAAUGGCGAGGAUAGCGAAGCUCUGUACAAGAAGGUCAUUACUGAACCUCGUGCCAAUAUCAAAUUCGAGUUCCCCACUCUGCCCGACUGGAAAAACGAGAUUGAGCCUCUCAACGCCAACCUUAAGGAUAUGGUCAACCUAGAUAAGGUUGUUGUUAUUACUGGUUUUGCUGAAAUUGGUCCAUGGGGUAAUUCACGUACUCGCUGGGAAAUGGAGGCAUAUGGCAAAUUCUCAUUGGAAGGCUGUAUUGAGAUGGCAUGGAUGAUGGGCCUCAUUAAAAAUCACAAUGGCCCUCUUAAGGGAAAGCCAUACUCUGGAUGGGUUGAUACCAAAACUGGUGAGCCGGUUAGCGACAAAGACGUCAAGGCCAAGUAUGAGAAGUAUAUUCUCGAGCACUCUGGCAUCCGUAUCGUUGAACCCGAGCUAUUCGGCGGUUAUGACCCUAACAACAAGCACCUUUUGCAAGAAGUUGUUCUACAGGAGGACCUCGACACGUUCGAGGCAUCCAAGGAGACUGCCGAAGAAUUCAAGCGUGAGCAUGGCGACAAAGUUGAGAUUUUUGAGAUCAAGGACUCUGGAGAAUACACUGUCCGCCUGCUCAAGGGAGCUACCCUGCUUAUACCCAAAGCUCUCAAGUUUGACCGAUUUGUUGCUGGUCAGAUCCCCACCGGCUGGGAUCCAAAACAUUAUGGUAUUCCAGAUGAUAUUAUUAGUCAAGUCGAUCCAGUUACUCUCUACGUACUUGUUUGUACUGUUGAGACUUUACUCGCAUCUGGUGUUACGGACCCUUACGAGUUUUACAAAUACGUUCACAUUUCUGAGGUUGGUAACUGUAUCGGCUCUGGUAUUGGAGGUGCGCAAGCCCUCCGCGGUAUGUAUAAAGAUCGCUACCUAGAUAAGCCGCUCCAGAAAGAUAUUUUACAGGAGUCCUUCAUCAACACAAUGAGUGCUUGGGUGAAUAUGCUACUUCUUUCGUCAACUGGUCCAAUUAAAACGCCUGUUGGUGCUUGUGCUACUGCUGUCGAGUCCGUCGAUAUUGGAUACGAGACCAUUGUUGAAGGAAAAGCUCGAGUCUGCUUCGUAGGUGGAUUUGACGACUUCCAAGAAGAAGGCUCGUAUGAGUUUGCCAAUAUGGGUGCCACCAGCAACGCGGAAUCCGAAAUUGCUCAUGGACGAACACCUCAGGAGAUGUCAAGGCCUACCACCACUACCCGUGGUGGUUUCAUGGAAUCACAAGGCUGUGGUAUGCAAUUGAUUAUGAGUGCUCAACUGGCUUUGGAUAUGGGAGUUCCUAUAUACAGUAUCCUCGGCCUUACCACCACGGCUACCGAUAAGAUUGGUCGCUCUGUGCCAGCUCCGGGUAAAGGAGUCUUGACCACCGCUCGUGAGAAUCCAGGCAAGUUCCCUUCACCUCUACUCGAUAUCAAAUAUCGACGUAGACAAUUGGAGAUCCGUCGCCGCCAGAUCCGAGCAUGGCGUGAGUCCGAGAUCCUUGGCCUUCAGGACGAAAUCGACACUCUUAAGGCCCAGUCCGAUGAAACCUUUAAUGCUGCUGAGUACCGACAAGAGAGGUUUGACCAUAUCGAACGAGAGACCAUUAGACAAGAAAAAGAUGCUGCUUUCAGCCUGGGUAAUAACUUCUGGAGACAAGAUUCUAGAAUAUCUCCCUUGCGAGGCGCCCUCGCGACCUGGGGCCUUACUAUUGACGAUAUCGAUGUGGCUUCGUUCCACGGUACUUCAACCGUUGCAAAUGAUAAGAACGAGUGCGACGUGUUGUGUCAGCAGAUGAGGCAUCUUGGCCGAAAGAAGGGUAACGCCCUUUUGGGUAUUUUCCAAAAGUACCUCACCGGUCAUCCUAAGGGUGCUGCUGGUGGGUUCAUGAUCAACGGAUGUCUUCAGGUCCUCAACACUGGCCUUGUACCCGGCAACCGCAACGCCGAUAAUAUUGACAAGAUCAUGGAGAAGUUCGACUACAUCGUCUACCCCAGCCGCAGUCUCCAAACCGAUGGCAUCAAGGCCUUCUCUGUGACGUCCUUUGGCUUCGGCCAAAAGGGUACACAAGCUAUUGGUAUCCAUCCUAAGUACCUCUACGCCACUCUAGAUGAGACUCGAUAUGUGGCAUACAAGAGCAAGGUCGAGGCCCGCCAGAAGCGUGCAUACAGAUACUUCCACAACGGCAUGAUCAACAACACUCUUUUUGUUGCCAAGGACAAGUCACCGUAUGAAGAUAACCAGGAAUCGAGUGUCUUCCUCAAUCCCGAUGUUCGUGUAGAGUAUAACGAAAAGGCCUCCAGGCUGCAGUACCCCGUUCACACCAAGCCCAAGGCCCCAACCCCAGUCAGCAAAACUGAAAGCACGAAGAAGAUGGUUGAAACUCUUGCAAAGGCAACUGUAACUGGUAACACCAAAAUAGGUGUGGAUGUGGAGGACAUUGAGUCGUUCAACAUCUCCAACGAAACAUUUAUCGAUCGCAACUUCACCCAGAGGGAGAAAGAAUACUGUAUGCAAGCUGGCUCGGCGCGAGCAUCUUUCGCAGGGCGAUGGAGUGCGAAGGAAGCUGUCUUCAAGUCACUAGGCGUUCGUGGCAAGGGCAGCGGUGCUCCUCUCAAGGAGAUCGAGAUUAUCCACGACGAUAAUGGAGCUCCAGUUGUAGUCUUACAUGGCGAUGCAGCCUCAGCUGCCAAGGAGGCCGGAGUCAAGGAGGUGCAUGUCAGCAUCACUCACAGCGAUGCCCAAGCUAUCUCCAUUGCGCAGUCUCACUUCUAA